GGGGUAUUGGUCAGCCAGCGCCGAACGGUAACACUGACAAACACUGAAGCAAAAGUGUGAGCAAAUAUUGAAUUCCAAAUUCGAGCGAGGAAAAUCGGGCCAAAGGACGAAAUGGAAGCUCUGAACGGAAGGAACGUGGCCCUGCUGGUGCUCUGCCUAUGUGCCUCAUACGCCCUGGUGGUCGCCGAGAACGAGAAGGAGAUACCGGCGACGAAAUUAGGCCAGAACAUAGCGCCGACGAUGACUUUUCUUUACUGCUAUUCCUGCGGCUACCGAAAGGCCUUCGAGGACUAUGUGAACUUAAUGGGCGAAAAGUACCCGCAGAUCCAGGUGCACGGCGGCAAUUACGAUCCGCCGGGUCUGAACUAUUACCUCUCGAAGUUGAUUUUCGCCCUUAAGAUCAUCAUCAUUGUGUCCGUGGUUAGUGCGGUCAGUCCGUUCACCUUCUUGGGGCUGAACACGCCCAGCUGGUGGAGUCACCUGCAGGCAAACAAGAUAUACGCCUGCAUGAUGAUCUUCUUCCUGGGCAACAUGCUCGAGGGCCAGCUCAUCUCAUCCGGCGCCUUCGAAAUAACCCUAAACGAUGUGCCUGUGUGGUCGAAGCUGCAGACAGGGCGCUUUCCCUCGCCGGAGGUCCUCUUCCAGAUCAUCGACAAUCAUCUGCAGUUCACCGAAAAGGUGCAGGAGAACCCGGACUUUGUUAAAUAAUAGCAGCGGUCGGAACGGAUGGCGAGGCGGGUACAGUAGCAACACCAAGUAAGCCGGGACACCGGUUCUGAACCUAUCUUAAACAUAAGCUAUUGCCCUGAAACUACCUACUUAGCUGUAUCUCUGUUUUCACCCAUACUUUAGCCUACUGUAAGUCACCUGUAUCUAUGUAUUCCUUUUCAAUGCUUGGUGGUCUGAAUGUGUUCUUUGUUUUGUGCGACAGAAUGACGAUAAGAAACCGAACAGAAACACAGGGUACAUCUCGAGAUUAAAAAAGAAGCCUGCCUCUAUAAAGAUGUACCUUGUUCAAAGCCUUUACGGGAUUGUGUAUCAUUACUUGUUAGUGGGGGAUAUGUGAAACCUUUUUCAAAGUGUAAUAAAAUUAAAUUCGCUCUACAGUUUCAAAACCGA
Drosophila rhopaloa is the source of this 1119-nucleotide messenger RNA. It is a transcript of the gene SelT, whose product is annotated as thioredoxin reductase-like selenoprotein T homolog CG3887. Gene Ontology annotation, biological process: cell redox homeostasis. Gene Ontology annotation, cellular component: endoplasmic reticulum membrane. The transcript is spliced from 2 exons. The record is from RefSeq and is a predicted model, not a curated record. The coding region runs from base 112 to 708 and encodes 198 amino acids. Gene Ontology annotation, molecular function: thioredoxin-disulfide reductase (NADPH) activity. NCBI's taxonomy places the organism in Eukaryota, Metazoa, Arthropoda, Insecta, Diptera, Drosophilidae.